This is a messenger RNA of Nematocida homosporus, 357 nucleotides long. RefSeq lists its product as uncharacterized. The coding region runs from base 1 to 357 and encodes 118 amino acids. Lineage: Eukaryota; Fungi; Microsporidia. The record is from RefSeq and is a predicted model, not a curated record. The transcript has a single exon.
AUGGACCACCUCCAACGCGAACUCCUCCACCUCCUCCAAUCUUCCUCCCAACGCACCGACCAACUCAAUCACUCCAAAAUCCAAAAACAACCCUCACACCUUAUUUUACUCCAACUAAUUGAAGACUCCCUAGCUAAACUACAUAUCCAUUACACUCUCGCCCAAGUCAAAGCCCAACUCUCCCUCCAACCCCCACCUCUCCAACUCCACAAAGACCUCAACCGACUCAAUCUCUUACUUGAUAGGACAAAAAAGGAAAUAACAAAUUACAUCAAAUCAAACCAAAACGAUCCUAUCUCACCCGAAUAUUUAUUACACGUCAUCCAAUCUCUCAAUUACUCUCUUCUUAUCAACUAA